This is a messenger RNA of Nymphalis io (European peacock), 3095 nucleotides long. Its product is annotated as androgen-dependent TFPI-regulating protein-like. Gene Ontology annotation, cellular component: membrane; endomembrane system. The record is from RefSeq and is a predicted model, not a curated record. The coding region runs from base 114 to 1097 and encodes 327 amino acids. The transcript has 4 exons. Lineage: Eukaryota; Metazoa; Arthropoda; Insecta; Lepidoptera; Nymphalidae.
UCGCCCGCAAACUUAGUUCGGGCGGUUAAUUAUAAUAAUCUAGUAUUAAUUUUAAUUAUAUAAAAUAUAUUAAUGUUAAUCAUAUAACAAUAUCAUAAACAAUAAUUUAAAAAAUGGAAGAACUAUGGCGCGACACGAAUAUAUUUUACAAUGUUUUGUGUUUUCUUAUAACGGAAAAUGAAAAAUUAUUUGAUCGGAGUGACGCUAAUCUGUAUUGGAGGACUGUGUUUCAUAUAUUUGGUAUCCUACACCACAUAUAUAUUGGGAUAACUGCUCCCAGUCUCGACAUAGCGACCAAUCCGAACCCGGAUAUAAGAAUCUUAUAUACAUUCAAAGCCGCCUAUCUCACUGGAUGGAAUUUUACCUUCCAGACCGUGUUUCUUGGUCUGUCGCUGGUUCAUGAUAUCCUGGAGUGGCUCAACAAGAACGAGAAUUCAUUGGCUGAAAAGAUUAGAUAUUGGAGAAAUAUUAUUUUCAGCGGAAUGGUGGUGCCAUUUACCUUAUUCGUGACGACCAUGUUUUGGUCUGUCUACGCCAUCGACAGAGAACUGGUUUUUCCACGGAUUUACGACCAGGUUGUACCGUGGUGGUUCAACCAUUGUGUCCACACCAACAUAACAAUUGUCGUCAUCAUCGAAACAUUGCUGCAAGCGAGAAGAAAACCCACUAACCAGAGAUUGGAACUGAUUUUAUACUGGGCGGUUGCGUUCGCGUACGCUAUUGUAUAUUACACAAUAUACUUCACCACGGGUCGCUGGCUCUACCAGGUCUUCGGUACCAUGAAUUGGUGGCAAGUUUGCUUAUACCAACUUGGUAUCUGGUUGGUAUCAUACAUAUUCUACAAAGUUCAGUUUCCGAUCAACAGAUUAUUCCACGGUUCUGAUUAUAAUGAAGCAAACAUAGAUAGUUCAGUGGAAUAUCACAAAGAUAAUGCUGUCAAAAAUAAAGUCAACGAGAAUGAUAUAAAAAUAAACGAAACGAAGGCGAUUGAAAAUAGUCAAACUAUAACAGAUUCAAACACACCACCGUUGCCUAAAAAAACAUGGAGCGUAAAAUUCCGGACUAUAAGAAAUCACUUCGAAAAUUCUAGAUUGUGACGACAGUAAAAAAAUCAAUUUUAAAAUGUUGCCAUUAACCAAUAUAGUGAUAAUAAUAUUAUAAUAUAAUUAAAACCGAUUAAAGAUCCAUAGUAGAUAUUCAAUAAAAACUAGCUUUUGAAACUGUAGAAGCUGUUUUAGAACAAGUAGCUAGGAGAUAAACAUAAAAACAUUAAGAAUUAAUGUUUUUCGACAAGAAAUGCCAUUUAAGUGAAUCAAGAACUUAAAAUUUCUAACGCAUUUCAUAUCAGCAGCACAGUUCUUAUCAUCAGAAAAAUAUAAGAAUUAUUAAAAGAAGAAUUUGAAAGAUUUAUAAAUUAUGUUCAUUUGAUAACUUCACUUUAAGGUCAAAUAAAUAUUACGAAAUAAAAACGAUUGUAUUUUUUAAGUUAACGAUGCAAAUAUUACAAUAUAUAAAAUACUUUAUUCUACUUUUAGUGUUAAAUAAAAAUAAGAUGGUUUGGUGCAAUAAUAUAUAAAUAUAAAUAUUUAAUUAUAUUUAUAUAAAAAUGUUUUCGUUAAUAUUAACAUUAUAUAAAUAAUAUAAAGACUUGCCAAGUAAUCUUAUAAACAUUUAAAAAUCAAAGUUGAUUUAUGACUUCUAAAAACUUUAUAUGUACAAACGAUUUAUAUUUUAGCUAUAAUCAAAUAAUAAUCAUCUUUAUUUUACAAGCAUUUACGAGCCAAUUUCAAUUGUCAUUUAAAACCUCUACUUGGGUGAUUUGUAACAAUUGCAAAAUAUAUUUAUAAUUAUUAAAUAGUAGUACAUUAAAUCAUAAAUAAAUAUUAAAUAUAUAUUUAAAAAUGGCUUAUGUACAAAUCAUGACUACGUCGAAUGGUGAUAAGUAACGAUAAAUUAUUUCAAAUGUGUAAUUUAAAAAGUCAUUGCAACGCAUGCCCUUCACCAGCCAGUGAUGGAUAUUUUAAAUAUGAGAGUAAUACUAAUAAACAAUCGUUUGUAACGUAAUCAACACGUCUGUGCUUUUUUUUAGUACAAAAUUAUUUACCGUCGGAUUAUUUACAUUCAUAUUAAGAACAAAACACGAACUAGGCUGAAUGCGAGUAGACAUUUGCCUAUCAACAUAUUUAGAAGAAUGUUUUUACUAAUUAUUGAAAAAAAGCCGAGAUGGCCCUGUGGUAAGAACGCGUGAAUCUUAACCGAUGAUCGUGGGUUCAAACCCGGGCAAGCACCACUGAAUUUUCAUGUGCUUAAUUUGUGAUUAUAAUUCAUCUCGUGCUUUACGGUGAAGGAAAACAUCGUGAGGAAACCUGCAUGUGUCUAAUUUCACUGAAAUUCUGCCACAUGUGAAUUCUACCAACCCGCAUUGGAGCAGCGUGGUGGAAUAAGCUCCAAACCUUCUCCUCAAAAAAGAGGAGAGGAGGCCUUUAGCCCAGCAGUGGGACAUUCACAGGCUGUUACGGUACGGUAUUUACUAAUUAUUGGAACUGAAAUAGAUUUUGACGAAUAAAAUGGCACUUAAAAUGCCUCACUGUCAAUUCAAGUUUCCAUUAAUAAGAGAAAAGACACGAAUUAUGAGGGCAAGGGAGAUAGCUGUUUAUAAACAAUUUCGCUUCAAAUUUCGUGUGGCAAAAGGUGAAACACAGCACCCAUCACCAUAAUGUAAAACUGGUAAAAAUGUUAUCGAAAUUUAAAAAUAACGAUCUAUUAUUUUGCAUAUUCUUUUUUUUAAUUCAAAUCUUUUACUAAGCAUUUUAAAAUAUUUGUAUAAUGUUGUAGAUGAUAAUUUUAUACAUAUUAUUUUCCAUCAUCACCCGGUAUCAGGUAGGUAUUACCAAGUAAAAUCAUUAGAAGAAAACAUCGCGAAUUAAAAAACAUGUGCAAAUUUAACUGCCAAGUUUUUAUAUAUUAUAUAAUUAAAUUUAUAUGCAAGGCUAUAAUUGAGGAGUUCAUUUAAAAUCACCCAUUGUUCUUUGUUUUUAUUUAUUUAAAAUAUUUAAAUGUAAAUUGUAUUUAAAUUAAAAAUUUUAGAGACUGAA